AUGUCUCAAGGCAGAGCAAGAGUCAUCUCUACCGAGCCCCUGCCCAACAGUGAGGCCGAGUGGAAGAGACUAGUCAAGACAACCUACAUCGGCCAGGACGGCGUCACCCGGACAUGGGAACAUGCGGAGCGGACCACUCGUCCCAAGGGUAGUGACUUUGACGGCGUGAGCGUCAUUGCUAUUCUUGGAAAGGACACUGGCCGCGAGAUCCUUCUCGAGAAGCAAUACCGUCCACCUCUUGAUCGGAUCUGCAUCGAGCUUCCAGCUGGUUUGGUGGAUAAAGGCGAAACGGCCGAACAGGCAGCUGUCCGGGAGCUCAAGGAGGAGACAGGCUAUGUUGCGCAAGCUUUGACAACGUCGCCGAUUAUGUUUAACGAUCCCGGAUUCUGUAAUACGAACUUCAAAGUAGUCGAGGUCAGCGUUGACAUGAGCCUGCCAGAGAACCAGGAGUUGAAACCUGAGCUCGAAGAGAACGAAUUCAUCGAGGUCUUUAGCGUUAAGCUCGUCGAUUUGUGGGACGAAUGCGUCAAAUGGGAGGCUCAGGGGUAUGCGCUUGAUGCGCGCCUGGCCAGUUUUGCCAAGGGUAUUCAAAUUGCAAAGAAAUACGGACUGUAA
Molecule: messenger RNA, 615 nt
Organism: Sordaria macrospora k-hell
Lineage: Eukaryota; Fungi; Ascomycota; Sordariomycetes; Sordariales; Sordariaceae
Biological process (GO): ribose phosphate metabolic process; nucleoside phosphate metabolic process
Cellular component (GO): nucleus; cytosol
Molecular function (GO): ADP-ribose diphosphatase activity
Source: RefSeq, a predicted model, not a curated record